AUGCAACCAGUGGUGCAAUGUACUGACCAUAUGUUCCCUAUAAGAGUGCACUGGCAUGUUAUGCAAAGUUACACAGUACUGGAGGAUGAUAUUGGAGUGUUUAAUGGGAUUCAGUUUUACAAUGAGAUGCUGCUCCAGGCUGGCGCAAAUGGAAAUCUACAGACAGAAAUCUUACGGCAUAAAGAUACAGGGAUUUUCAGUUUCAGAGAGGGGUGGGCAUUUCCCAAGAAGAUUUCAAUCAAUGGUGAACAAUGUGUAUUGCCCUCACCUCAAGAUCACUCUAGGCUUUUAAAUGCUGCUUCCAAGUCUUGUGCACCGGCAACUUCCCGUAUAAUUCUUUCACUAUUGCUGCUGCAGCGCUGCUAG
This is a messenger RNA of Fraxinus pennsylvanica, 366 nucleotides long. The record is from the annotation of a GenBank genome assembly. NCBI's taxonomy places the organism in Eukaryota, Viridiplantae, Streptophyta, Magnoliopsida, Lamiales, Oleaceae.